AUGGACGACCGUCGCCCCCAAGUACUGGUCGUGUCCAUUGUCUUCUUCGUCGUCGCAUCCAUAUUCGUCGCUCUGCGCUUUAUAUCGCGUCUCUGCAUUGUGCGCAAAGUCGGUCUCCAUGAUUAUUUGAUGUUGUUGGCCUGGAUUCUUGACUUUGGCUUCUCCUUCUCCCUCUUCUAUGCGACUAGUAAAGGCUUGGGUCUCCACGAUCCCGACAUCGACGCCGCCGCUCGUCCAAGUCUCAAUCGCGCCAAUUAUGCCUUUACCGUGCUCUACAAUCCGGCUUUGAUGGCCGUUAAAACCUCCAUUCUCGUCUUCUACCUGACCUUGACGCAAGGUGAAAAAGUGUUCCGCUGGGCCAACUAUGUGACUCUCGCCGUCGUGAAUGCAGCCGGCCUGGCCCUGACCCUGGUCAAUGUCUUUCAAUGUCGCCCCAUAGGCGCCGCAUUCGCCUUCCCCAAGCCGCCCGGUGCGACCUGCAGCGACAUCCUUACGCUAUACCUCUCGUCCUCCCCCGUCAAUAUCAUAACCGACUUGGCCAUUCUCUUUCUGCCCAAUCCCAUCCUCACGCAGAUGCGACUCCCGCGCAAGCAGAAGAUUAUUUUGGUCAUCACCUUCAGUUUCGGUUUCUUCGUCGCCGUUGUCGAUGUCAUCCGCAUUGCCUAUUUGCAGAAUGCCGCGACUUCGCGCCAAGUGGCUCUUAAGGAGCUUCACCUCCAAGAUUCCCCCGGCGACGACUUUAAUUGUAUUUCUUCCCUGUCCUUCCCCCUCCCCGCUCCAAGGCUGACUGGUCUAGGGUUUGCCUCUUUGUCUUUCAUGUGGUCCGUCGUCGAAGUCAACGUGUCGGUCAUUUGCGCCUGCGUGCCCAGUCUGAAACCACUGGUAGCCCGCAUCCUCCCCAAAUUGAUUCGCGAUUCCGAUGGCAGCUCGCAACCGACGGUCGACCCUGCCAUGCCCGAGCUGCCAGAGAUGGUCCAGCCUCCGUCUCCGAAUGCGAUUCCGAGCGGCCUCAAUACCAUGCCGCAGACCGAGCAUCAGAGUAAACACAACUCGCCGUCGGGAAGUCGCAGUAGCGGUAGCCCACGAGAUACAGAAGGACCCUUGGACAUGCUCCAAUUCCUGACGGUCCGUGACCCGGCGCCUGCGGAUGCCGAAGCUGCAGAGACCAAUACGGCAACCAUCACCAGCGCCUCCUACCCCCCGACGAUCACGUUCUUCGACUUUGUCAAUAUGCGAACUCCGACGAGCAUGCUCAAAUUGAGCAACAAGGAAUCGAUUGCUCCCGUGGCCCUCACCACCGUUCUCUUCUUCUUAUGGGGCUUUGCCUACGGACUGCUGGAUAUCCUCAAUAGUCAAUUCCAGCAGAUCGUGCGACUGGAUGCGUGGCGUUCGCUGGGUCUCCACGCCGUCUACUUCGGAGGGUACUUCGUGGGACCGCCUUUAGUCGGUCGGGUCGUGCUAAAGCGAUGGGGAUUCAAAGCCACCUUCAUCACGGGCCUGUGUAUAUACGCCUGCGGCACUCUGAUCUUUUGGCCGUCGGCCGUGCUGACCUCGUACUCCGCUUUUACUAUAUCGAACUUCAUCGUGGGAUUCGGCCUGGCCGUGCUGGAGACUGCCGGCAACCCGUUCAUUGCGCUCUGCGGGCCGCUUGAGAACUCCGAAAUUCGCCUGAAUAUCUCCCAGGGUGUUCAGGCGGUCGGUAGUGUCCUCUCACCGCUGUUGGCUAAGAAGGUCCUGUUCCGAUCCGUGACCGACGUCUCGGCCUUGGUGGACGUGCAGUGGACCUAUCUGGGCAUUGCGCUGUUUGACGUGCUGCUGGCCGUGGCUUUCUAUUACCUUCCCAUUCCGGAAGCCUCGGACGAGGAUCUGGAGGAGCUGGCCAACCGGCGCCGCGCAGACAACAUGACCAAGGUGCUAGGUGUCCCCGUGAUCUGGGUGACGCUAGGGCUAGGGAUCUUUUCGCAAUUUUUCUACGUGGCCGGGCAGGAGGUGCUGUCCCAAAGCUUCGCCAGCUUUGUCGACACGUCUGACCCUGGAUCCAGCCUAGAUAGCUUCCAGUAUCUGACCAUCGGCCAUUCGGUCUUCGCCGUGGGACGAUUUCUCGCCGCCUUCUUGCAGUGGUUCUUGAAACCACGGUGGAUUCUCCUUCUGUCUUACGUGGGCAUGAUCGUCUUCGCCGUGCUCUGCAUGAAGACCACCGGCUCUGCGGCCGUCGCGAUGGGACUCAUGGUGUACCUAUUUGAAAGUGGCGCGUUCAGCAUUAUCUUCGCGAUUGCCCUGCGCGGCACGGCGCAACACACCAAGACGGCCGCCUCGCUGCUGACUAUGGCCAUCAGCGGCGGUGCCUGCUUUCCCUUCGCCCAGUAUGCCGCCGAAUUGGCCGGCAGCGGCUCUUUCUCCUACAGCGUCCUGGUGGCCAUGUUCUGCGCCGGGGCCAUCUUCCCGCUGUACCUGAACCUGGUGCCCGCGGCCAAGAAGCAAGUCGACCCUGUUCCGAACGAGUAUCUACGCCGUCAUCGACGCCGCAGUCGUGCCAAGCCGAACGCCGUGCAGCGAGAGAAAGAGAACCCAUCAACCGGAGGUGUCUUCUCGCGCCGACGCAGCGUGCUGACAGAUCCGCUGUCUACUGUACAUCUCCCCGAUCAAUCGCAGUCGCGGUCGCAAUCGAACAACCCUCCGACCACCAAGCGCUCGUCUAUACAGGGCGGACUCAUGCAUGAUCUGGCCCCGUGGCCUGAAAACUGA
Messenger RNA from Aspergillus affinis, 2745 nucleotides. RefSeq names its product putative MFS monosaccharide transporter. Gene Ontology annotation, molecular function: transmembrane transporter activity. The transcript has 4 exons. The coding region runs from base 1 to 2745 and encodes 914 amino acids. Gene Ontology annotation, biological process: transmembrane transport. Lineage: Eukaryota; Fungi; Ascomycota; Eurotiomycetes; Eurotiales; Aspergillaceae. The record is from RefSeq and is a predicted model, not a curated record.